Messenger RNA from Rotaria sordida, 920 nucleotides. The record is from the annotation of a GenBank genome assembly. Lineage: Eukaryota; Metazoa; Rotifera; Eurotatoria; Philodinida; Philodinidae.
AUGGCGAAAGCCGUCUUAGUCACUUAUUUAAUUGCUUAUUUCAUUACUUUAUCAUUUGCAUAUAAACAAGAAUGUGCUGUUGGUCCUGAAUAUUGGUGUAAAUCAUUUGAAACUGCACAAGAUUGUGGUGCACUACAUCAUUGUACUGAUACAGUUUGGCGCUAUGAUGAAAAACAUACAAAAAUUGAUUCAUCAACAACAUGCGAAUGGUGUCAAAAAAUUCUGGAAAAUACUCAUAAAGGCAUUCAACAUUUAGCUAACAAUGAGGAUUUGAUUAAAUCAUCAUUAUUAAAUGGAUGUAAAUUAUUUCCAUUGCAAAGUGUUUCAUCAAAAUGCACACAUACUGUUGAAAAUUAUGGAACACCAGUUGCUUCAUUAAUGAAACAUAAACGUUAUGCUACAUUAUGUCAUUUGAUGAGUAUUUGUUCGGAUGAACCAGUAACAGAACCUCCAUCGACUGAAAAACCAAUUAUUCUUGGACAAAAUCGAUGUACAUGGGGUCCAUCUUAUUGGUGUUCAUCGUUAAGUAAUUCACGUGAAUGUAGUUCAAUAGAUCAUUGUUCAAAUAAAAUUUGGUCACAACAAUCAAUUGAAAAGAAACCAAAUGAUAAUAUUUGUCAAUACUGUGAAUUUACUAUUCAAAAAUUACGUAAUAUUAUCGAUGAUGAGAAAACAGAAGUAUGUUCAUAGAUAAAAAUUUCAUUGAAGUUUUUGUGAAAUAUGAACUAAAACAAGUGUUAUAAAUGUAGAUCGAGAUUUUUUUUCCCAUUCCUUUACAAACAAUGAUAUAUGUAUAGCUUCUAAAAUAAUAUUUAUUGGGAAUUUUAACAAAUUAAUAAAAGAGAAACCUAUAGAUUUAUGAUCAAGCUAAAAAGCUUUAACAAAGAAAACCAUCCAAACUGAGUAUGGACUUUUGGAGC